Molecule: messenger RNA, 880 nt
Organism: Ostrea edulis (European flat oyster)
Lineage: Eukaryota; Metazoa; Mollusca; Bivalvia; Ostreida; Ostreidae
Exons: 5
Coding region: 227-790 (187 amino acids)
Source: RefSeq, a predicted model, not a curated record
UUAUGCUACAAUUGUCGGCAGAAAUGGUUGAGUGCAAUGUGUGUAAUAAUUAGUAUAAUAUCUGCAUCUCUUUACAUCUAACAGAGGCUGACAAACUACUUGUUAUUCUAUUAUAUUUUUUGGCUCGUAUCGCACCCAAAGCGACAAUCUAUAUGGUCGGGCAUUCGCCGCAUUGGUUCUGCAGUGCAUUAUAAUAUUCCGUUCAUGUUGGAGGAGGUACAUCGUUAUGAACCUGUCUGGCUUAUUUCGUUUUUGUUUCCCAGUUUUAGGGACUGUGUUGUAUUUUUGUCAAGAUGUCUCCAGUGUCGUGCAGUUUAACGUAACAUCUCAGAGCGGGAAAAUGCUGACCGUAGGAGAGACUUUUAGAGCCUCGUGUGAUGUGGGCGGGUACACACCAAUAGACCUUAUAACCAACCUACAGGUUCACUGGAAAUCCGAGAAUGGCGACAUAUGUCUAUAUGGAGAGAAAACAAAGGAUGCUCCAGAAAAAUAUGUCUGUUCCUCCAUUUCCGGCCAGGGAAUUAGUAGUUUUGUCCUUGCAGUACCAGACGUAUCCAUGGAAGACAGCGGUAAUUAUACUUGUGAAGUCGAGGAGAAGAAGACAUCGUCAGCAAUGAAGUCUUCAGUAGAACUUCAAGUCAUAGAGCUAACAACUGUGACAGAAAGAGAAAUGGCUACCACUCCCAUCACUCAUGUCGAUGAAACAACAGGCUCCUCUACAGGACGUGCCCACACGUUCCCUCUACCUGUUCUUAUAUACCUAUCAUCAUUUCUUGUAUACCACAUGUAAUAUUUCUAUGUUGCACUCUCAUAUUAAUUGAUAUUGAUGUCAUUUGUCCAUGAAUUAUAAGAUUAUUGAGUAAUAAAAAUAGUUAAAUGU